Cyprinodon tularosa is the source of this 4862-nucleotide messenger RNA. RefSeq names its product myomesin 3 (gene myom3). The record is from RefSeq and is a predicted model, not a curated record. The transcript has 37 exons. Gene Ontology annotation, molecular function: protein binding. NCBI's taxonomy places the organism in Eukaryota, Metazoa, Chordata, Actinopteri, Cyprinodontiformes, Cyprinodontidae. The coding region runs from base 253 to 4536 and encodes 1427 amino acids.
UGGCACAAGAGGACACUUUGUGUUCAGGGUCAUCCACAUUGCUUAAACAACGGACAUAGGAGACAGAGAGGGGCACAAGGACAGUGAGUGGUAUAGAAAAGAAGGAAGACACCAAGACUGAACAUCUUUAAGGUGAGUUAGACAGGCAGCUGGAAAAGGAAGUGGGAUAUUUUUGUCCUACGAUUCAUUGACAGCCAGAAGACCUCAUCUAUUUUCCCUUUGAAGAAAGGGUGCCAUAACCAGAGGUUUACCAUGGAAACCAAGAUGGUAACAAAGUUUGAGCAAGAGGAGCAGUCAUCCAAGAUGUCUCAAGGCAUGCAGCUUUCUUCUCAGAUAAAGAAGCGGACCUUCACUUCCAGUGAUGAGGAAGCCUCCUACUCCGAUUUUCAGCCCAUCAUCCCUGCUGAUCUGAUGUCUAUCAAAGAGAUCCUGAACAUGAAGAAUGUAUCCCGCCACAGGACUUGGGAGAUUCUGCAAGAAACAAUGGCUGCUGAUGAGGAAUAUCACAGAGAGAAAUGGAUUUGGUUUGGAAAUGAAGCUGAGAGGACUGAGAUAGAUGUGAUGAGAAACCAGCAAAUGUUGCGCAGUCGUGUUGACAAAGUGGCCCUUCGCAGACAGGCAGAAAAAAAGAAAUCUGCCCACAUCAAGUACUUGGAGAAGCUGAGUCAGAAAGCUCCAGACUUUUCUGUCCCUCUGAGAGCUCACACAGUCUGGGAGGGAAUGACAGUGAUGCUCUCCUGCGGAGUCCAGGGCUGUCCACCCCCAAAGGUUGAGUGGUUUAAAGAUGGUAAACCACUGAUAACAUCUCUCCUACCAUGGAAUUACAGCCUCCAAGAAAAAUUUGGCCUCAGUCUACUAGAGAUCAGAAGGUGCUCUCCUGAAGAUGCUGGCGAGUACAAAGUAGUUGCCAAGAGCUCCCUGGGUGAAGCUUCGACAUUUGGAACCUUAGUGGUAAACUCAUGUCAAGGAGCCAUGGCUGGUUCAGAGCACUCGCAGACCACCGGCUGGCAGCCGCAAAAAGAAGCCCGCUUUGACAUUUCCUUUCCGCCAACCUGGGUGAAAGAGGGCAGCAGCCUCUCCCUGCAGUGUACCUUCACAUCAGCUCUGCUACCUUUCCAGCAGGAUGUCAGCUGGUUCAGAGAUGGCGUACAGCUGCAGCAAUCCAGCAAUGUGGACAUCAAAACGUUUGAUAACAAGGCCAUCAUCACCCUGACUGCUGCACACAAGGAGAAUGAAGGAGUCUAUAGCGCCAGACUGAAGACCAGCGAUGGAUACGAGGAACACGUAGCUUUUGUCUACAUUAAAGACGGGCCAGCUGCAGUGCUUAGAGGUCCUGCAUCUCCUUUGGCGGUGGAGGUAUCUGAUGUCAACAAGAACUAUGUCUUUCUGACCUGGCAGCCCCCCAGCGCUGAUGGAGGAUCACCUGUGGAGGGUUAUUAUGUGGAGAGAUGUGACCUUAGUCAGGGAGAGUGGGUGCGCUGUAAUGAGUCCUCACAGAAAAUGUGCCACUUUCCCAUUUUCGAUCUGAAGGAAGGAGCAUUUUACCAGUUUAGAGUUUGUGCCGUAAAUAAGGCUGGAGCAGGACGUCCCUCCAAAGCCACAGGGCCUGUCCUCAUCGCAGACCCCCUUGAACACACCAGGACAAUGGUGGUCAAAGUUGAUCGAGGAAGAACCAUCACCAUUACAAAAGAUGAACUGGAAGGUCAGGUCAAAGCCCCCUUUCCUCCCACUGACGUCCGCGCCUGCGAGCUGAGCAACACCUACGUGGUGCUGAGCUGGACCGAGCCUGAACCCCGAGGCAGGGAGCCGCUGACCUACUAUGUAGAACGGUCCUUGGCAGGGAAAAACAGCUGGGAACUGGCCAGUCUGGACAUGAUGGUGAACUCUCCCAGGUUCCCAGUGUUUGAUCUGGUUAAAGACAAGCAGUACUGCUUCCGAGUGCGCUCCAUCAACAAGUAUGGUGUCAGUGACCCCUCCACUCCGAGUACACCUAUUUCACUAGGAAAGCCGCAAGCUGUGCCGCCUCCUCCUCAUUCAGCCAUGGCCAUUAGAGACACGGACACCUCAGUUCUGUUGCAGUGGCAAGAACCCAAAGACAAAGAAAACAUCUUGGGAUAUUAUCUGUACUACAGUGAAGCUGGUAAACAGGAGUGGAAAACUGUCAACAACAAACCUGUAACAACAACCAGGUUUACUGUUCAUGGCCUAAAAACGCUGAAAGAAUAUGUGUUUCGGGUGAAAUCUGUGAGCCGAGCAGGAAACAGCAGAUAUUCAGAUGAGUCACACCCCAUCAUCGUCAAAGCAGCCAUCAAGGUUCCCUCCUCUCCCUCUGCUAUCACCCUACUGCUGUGCACAGGAUCAGAGAUGGUCCUCUCCUGGAGGGCUCCUUCCUAUAAUGGGGGAAACCAUGUCCAUGGCUACUACCUGGACCAGAAGGAGAAGGGCACCGAGACCUGGAGAGAGGUCAACACAAAACCUGCCAAAGAAAGGACGCUCAAGGUUUCUGGCUUGAAAGCUGGACAUUCAUACCAGUUCCGAGUCUUUGCUGCUAAUGCAGCCGGCAUUGGGAAGCCGUCUGACGCCAGUGAAGCAUUCCUGUGUGAAAAGUGGACAAUGCCAGAACCAGGUUGUCCGUAUGACCUGGAGUUCAGGGAGGUGAGAGACGGUUCGCUGGUGCUGUUAUGGGCGACUCCGCUCUAUGAGGGUGAAAGCCCUGUCACUGGCUACAUGCUGGAAACCAGCCAGGGUAACCAGUCUGACAACUGGACCAUUCUGACUCUAAAACCAAUUUCUGAAACGCGUUACAAGGUGACUGGUCUGCAGACGGGUCAAACCUACCGCUUCCGUGUGUCUGCUGUUAAUAAGGCAGGUGUUGGUCGUGCUUCCUUGCCCUCUGAGCCGGUCACAGUUCAGACCCAACCAGGUACCAAAGAGAUUAAGAUCGGUGUUGAUGAUGAAGGGUUUAUAUUUCUGGGAUACGAGGCUGUUAAGAUGAGUGACGACAGUGAGUUCCUCUGGAGGAAAGAUUUCACAAAACCGAUCGAUUCCCAAAAAGCGAAAGCAGAAACAGCUAAGAACAGGUCAGCUCUCACCUUCACAGAUCCAUCUGAAGAGGAUCUUGGUCUGUACACUGUGGAAAUGAGCGACUGUCCUCAUCUGUCAUCCAGCUAUGAUUUUACAGCUGAAGAUCUCGAACGUCUGAAAGAACUCAGCUGGCAGGUCAGAAAUCCACUAAUUGCACUGAAGUCAGCCUGGCAGGUGGAGGUGUCUGAAAAGGGCAGCGUGCGUCUUUGGCUUCAGACCGAAAGUCUCAGUAGUUCUGCUGAGCUCCGUCUUAUCUUCAACGACCGAGAAAUGUCCAGCAAUUCGCGCUGUAAGAUAAACUUCGACAAGGCCAAAGGUCUGGUGGAGAUACUGUUUGAUCCGCUCUCUCAGGAAGAUGAGGGCUCAUACACUGCUCAACUGAGGGACGGGCGCGCCAAGAACCAGUGCACUUUGGUCUUUGUGGAUCAAAAGUUUCGUGAGAUACUGGCCUUGGCUGACUGGAAAAGAUGGGACAUUAAGAGAAAGACUGGACCUUAUUUUCAGGAAUUCCUGACAUGGAGUGUGAACCAGGAUUGUGAAUUAUUUAUACAAUGCAAGGUGACAAACACAAGUAAAGACACGUCCUUAAAGUGGUUCAAGGAUGGUGUGGAAGUUAAAGACUUUGAUUAUGAUCAGACAUCUGGGGUCAGCUCACUCACAAUCCCACAGGUGACAAAGAAAGAGGCUGGUUUGUACAGAGCUGUGGUGUCGGACAGUCGAGGAGAAGAUGUCAGCACUUUAGAGCUUCUGGACAAUGAAUAUGACAAGCUUCUUCAGCAGCUAAGUGAACAAUGCGCCUUGUCAGCUGGUCCGCUACAGAUUGAGAGCACUGCUGAAGGUUUCAAGAUCUACUCCUCCCUUAGAUACUACAUUAGCUUCCUGAAGACAAGCUGGUACCUCAAAGGGAGGAAACUUGACCAGGAGGCCAGGUCAAAGCCUGGGAGUAGCAUGCAGAAAGUCUGGAUUGAAAUCUUAAACCCGACAGAGAGCGACAAAGGUGAAUACACCUUGGAGAUGUUUGAUGGCAAAGAGACACACAAACGUUUCUUUGAACUAUCCACAGAAGCAUUUGCUGAAGCCUUGCUGGAACACCAGAGGUUAAAGCAACAGGCAUUUGCUGAAAAAAAUCGUGCCAAAGUGAUUAAAGGGCUUCCAGAUGUUGUAGCCAUCAUGGAAGGCAAGUCUCUAUGUCUGACAUGCUUCAUUGAUGGCGACCCAGCUCCUGAGAUCAUCUGGCUUCGCAACGAUAGAGAAAUCCUUGAUCAGACUCAGUUUACCAUCUCAAAGGAGUCCAAGCGAACCUCCAUUACUGUCAACCAGGUCACCACGGAAGAUUCUGGAAAGUACAGCAUCUUUGUGCGCAACCAGUAUGGCUCGGAAACUGUUGAUGUGACACUGAGUGUGUACAAGAAGGGCGAGAAGCCUCCAGCAAAUGCAGUGGAAAUGGGUUAAAACUGCAAACUGCAGGAAUCCAAUUUCUUCAAACUGAGAUGUUUUACCUGGUCUGAUUGUUCUCAUUUAAUAGAAGUAUUACAAAAUAGGAAGUGCUUUGCAGUAUUAAUAUCCCAUGAACUUUUUCCACAGUUUGUUGUAAGAGUUGUAUGUUACAGAGCAACAGGAGCUAGGAUACGGUAAGGAUGUGUCUUGGGUUAUCAUUAUCAUAAUUAUCUAUUUGUUUUUAAGACUGAAACGACAGAAAGACAACAUAAAAAUUAAACAAGCUAGAAAUAAUAAAUAAAAAAAAAACAUAAAAUCUGACAAUAUAAGCAAUCAAAUCU